AUGGAUCUCCAUUCUAUCUCAACAAGUCUUCUUAAAACCGAUCUUCUUAUACUUGAUGAGCCUGAUAUUACCCCCGUCCCUCGGGGAUGGGAUGCAUGUUUACUUGGCAGGUUCACAGGGCGGUACCCCGGAAAGGAGGCUAUUUUCGACCUCAUGAGGAGAUGGAAGCAUAAAUCCCGAGUCACCUUCCACCGGAAGGGGUGGCUCUGCUUUCAAUUCGGAAGUGAGGAAGCAAUGGAGAAGAUCCGACAACAGGGGCCGUUCGAUAUCUUCGGUAUCCCGCUGGUGCUCCAGCCAAUGCCAAAAAAGUUUGACCCUGAUAUGGAGCCUGAGGUCAUGGUUCCAAUUUGGCUGAGACUAGUUGAUCUACCGCUGGAACUCUGGAAUCUCACAGCGGUGAGUAAAAUUGCAUCAUGCUUCGGCACACCACUCUCAACGGACUUCAGCACACUUAGACGUGAGUCUCUGGAUGGUCCACGCAUAAAAGUCAUAAUCGACACAGCGAGGAGGCCCAAGGAGUCACUCACAAUCCAGUUGCCUAAUGGGGACUUUGUUGAGCAAAAAGUGGAGUAUGAGUUCUUUCCUAAAUUCUGCAAUGCUUGCAAAAUGUAUGGACAUUUCGCGGAUGAGUGCCGGGGCAGAGAUGAGGAAUGGAAACAGGCGCACGGUACCGGGUCCUCCCACCGAUCAAAGAGCCGAGGCUGGGAAACGAGUGUCCCGAGAAACCGAGUUCAGCAACCGCCCAAAAGGAUCCACCUGAACCAACAACCAGAAACUGGUACGCCAGCCAUCGGGGCUCUAGGUGCGGGACCGUCCGGCAGGUCUGGGCCACAGGAACGAUCCAGAUCGCGUCCUCAACAACAAUGGAAGCCAACGGGUACAAUUUACCCGAUGAAUAUGAAGUCACAGAGGCCUAGAGACAAGACGCUGGACGAUUAG
This is a messenger RNA of Salvia splendens (bonfire salvia), 939 nucleotides long. RefSeq lists its product as uncharacterized. The transcript has a single exon. The record is from RefSeq and is a predicted model, not a curated record. Lineage: Eukaryota; Viridiplantae; Streptophyta; Magnoliopsida; Lamiales; Lamiaceae. Bases 1 to 939 code for a protein of 312 amino acids.